AUGUUGGUCCAAAUGUUUCGUUUCCUUCGCAAACCCAAUCUAGCUGCACUUUCUCUCCCCCAACACAAAUCUUUUCACCUCACUCCUCACCUCCAAUGGAAGCUUCGAGAAGAAUCAAAACUCCCCGAACCCGAACUCCUCGACCGAAUCUCUCGCCUUCUCAUCCUCCACCGUUACCACGCCCUCAACCGCCUCUCCUUCCAUUUCUCCGACCACCUCACCGACGCCCUCCUCCGCCGCCUCCGCCUCAACCCCACCGCCUCCCUCGCCUUCUUCCAUCUCGCCUCCAAUCACCAAACCUACCGCCCCCACUCCCACUCCUACUGCAUCCUCCUCCACAUCCUCGCCCGAGCCCGAAUGUACCCUGAAACGAGGUCGUUUUUGCACCAGCUCGUGACCCUUCACUGCACCAACAAUUACCGCGCCUUCGCCGUUUGUGAUCAGAUAGUUAGCGUUUACAAAGAGUUUGGGUUUUCGGCCACGGUUUUCGACAUGGUUCUCAAGGUUUUCGCGGAAAAAGGGAUGACUAAGCAUGCACUGCACGUGUUCGACGAAAUGGGAAGGUUGGGUCGGAGCCCGAGUUUGAGGUCCUGCAAUUGCUUGUUGGGGAAGUUGGUUAACAAGGGUGAAUCAAUGACCGCGGUGAUGGUUUUCGAGCAGAUUGAGAGAAUGGGGAUUGUGCCUGAUGUUUAUAUGUGUAGCAUUGUUGUGAAUGCGCAUUGUCAAUUGGGGAGAGUGGAUAUGGCUGUGGUGUUUAUGGAAAAGAUGGAGAAGAUGGGGUUUGAGGUUAAUGUUGUGACUUACAAUGCUUUGAUUAAUGGGUAUGUUUGCAAGGGGGAUGUGGAAGCUGCUGAGAGGGUGUUGGGUUUGAUGUCCCAAAGAGGGGUUUUGAGGAAUGUGGUUACUUGCACUUUGUUGUUGAAAGGUUAUUGUAAACAAUGCCGGAUGGAUGAAGCCGAGAAGUUGCUUCGGGAUAUGGAGGAAGAUGAGUUGAUUGUUGUGGAUGAGCGUGUUUAUGGUGUGCUGGUGGGUGGCUAUUGUCAAAUGGGGAGAAUGGAUGAUGCGGUUAGGAUUCGAGAUGAGAUGUUGACGGCAGGGUUGAAGAUGAAUUUGUUCAUUUGUAACUCCUUGGUUAAUGGGUAUUGUAAGCACGGUCAGGUUUGGAAAGGUGAGCAAGUGUUUAGGGAAAUGGUGGAUUGGAAUCUAAGGCCGGAUUUGUAUAGCUAUAACACGAUGUUAGAUGGAUACUGCAGAGAAGAGCAAAUUAGCAAAGCUUUUAUGCUUUGUGAGGAGAUGUUAAGGGAAGGAAUUAAUCCAUCGGUUGUGACCUAUAAUACUGUUCUCAAGGGAUUAGUUCAUGCGGCUUCCUAUGAGGAUGCUUUGUGCCUUUGGCGUUUGAUGGUAGAAAGAGGUGUGGCUCCGAAUGAGCUCAGCUAUUGUACUCUGCUUGAUUGUUUUUUCAAAAUGGGAAAUUAUGACAGGGCUAUGAUGCUGUGGAAAGAAAUUUUGGGCAGGGGUUUUACUAAGAGCACAGUUGCAUUCAAUACGAUGAUCAAUGGAUUAUUUAAAAUGGGGAAAUUGGUGGAAGCAGAGACUCUUUUUGAUAGGAUGAAGGAACUUGGAUGCUUGCCAGAUGAAAUAACAUAUAGGACUUUGAGUGACGGAUAUUGUAAAACUGGCAAUGUUGUUAAAGCUAUUAGAAUUAAAGAUGCCAUGGAAAGACAAGCAAUCUCUCCCUCCAUUGAAAUGUACAAUUCUCUUAUUAAUGGACUUUUUAAGUCUAGGAAGUCAACUGACGUCACUGAUCUCCUUGUUGAGAUGCAAACAAGAGGAUUAUCACCAAAUGCUGUUACCUACGGAACCCUUAUUUCUGGUUGGUGUAAUGAAGGGAAGCUGGACAAAGCUUUUAAUUUAUAUUUUGAGAUGAUUGAAAGAGGGUUCACUCCCAAUUUGGUGGUCUGUAGCAAAAUUGUCAGCAGCCUUUAUAAGGAUGCUAGAAUCAAUGAAGCAACUGCGAUCCUAGACAAGAUGGUGGAUUUUGAUCUUCUUACAAUUCAUAAGCGUUCUGAUAAGUUUGUCAAAAAUGAUGUCGUAAGUCUAGAAGCUCAGAAAAUUGCCGAUUCCCUUGAUAAAACUGCUAUAUGUAAUUCUCUUCCCAAUAAUAUUGUAUACAACAUAGCUAUAGCUGGACUAUGUAAGUCUGGGAAGGUUGAUGAAGCAAGGAAUGUUCUCUCAGUUUUGUUGUCUAGAGGUUUUCUUCCAGAUAAUUUCACGUACUGUACCUUAAUUCAUGCCUGUUCAGUUGCUGGCAAUGUGGAUGAUGCUUUCAACUUAAGGGAUGAGAUGUUGGAGAGAGGUCUUAUUCCCAAUAUUACUACGUAUAAUGCAUUAAUAAAUGGUUUGUGCAAAUUACGAAAUAUGGAUCGAGCACAGAGACUUUUCCAUAAACUUCAUCUCAAGGGCUUGGUUCCUAAUGUUGUUACCUAUAAUAUACUAAUCAGUGGUUACUGCAGGAUUGGCGAUCUUAAUGAAGCCUCUAAAUUGAGAGAAAAGAUGGUAGAAGAAGGAAUUUCUUCAACCCGUACUCUGCCUUGAUCAGAGGAUUCAAAGAAUACAGUGUAGACAGAUCUGAGCAUAAGGAGUGCAUGGAAUGAAGCUAUGCUAAUAGUGGUAAAGAAUGCUGCAGCGUGUGAAGCUGAUGGUAUAGCAGGAGGACAAGGAUGGAAGAGAGUGG
Molecule: messenger RNA, 2734 nt
Organism: Gastrolobium bilobum
Lineage: Eukaryota; Viridiplantae; Streptophyta; Magnoliopsida; Fabales; Fabaceae
Product: putative pentatricopeptide repeat-containing protein At1g19290
Exons: 2
Coding region: 1-2595 (864 amino acids)
Molecular function (GO): protein binding
Source: RefSeq, a predicted model, not a curated record